AUGACUAUCGAAACUGCUACCUUAUCUGCCAAUACAAAAAAAAUCAAUGGUGACUCUCUUUCCAGUGAAAUGGAGACCGCUGCCGACACUCAUAGUGCAAUGGUCAAGGAGACUGCUGCUGAAGAUGGUGUUUUUGGAGGCUACGACCAUAUCACGUAUUAUGUGAACUCUGCAGACAUCACGGCAGAGUAUUUUGUUCGCGUGUAUGGCUUCACCCCAUAUUGUCACAAGGGCCUCGAAACCGGAUCUCGCAUCACGAACGCCCGCGUCGUCCGCAAUGGAGAUGUAAUUAUUCAGUUUGUGAGCUGUCUCAGACCACCAAAUUCGAAAGGCCUUUCCGAGGACGACAUGAAGCUCAUUCGCGAGAUCCAUCACCACACUACUACACAUGGAGACGCAGUCAAGGACGUUGCGUUCCAAGUCAGUAAUGUGGAGCAAAUCCACAAAAGAGCCCUGGAGGGUGGUGCCACCUCGGUGCUGGAGCCCACAACCUACGAGGACGAGCAUGGUUCAAUCACUAUCUCCCGGGUUGGCGUGAUCGGAGACACAACUCAUACGCUAGUUGACCGGACGUCAUACUCUGGUUUUCUUCCUGGUGGCUAUCAGAUUGACAAUUCGGAGAAUAACUAUGCGACAGAGGUGAAGUUUGACGUUAUUGAUCACUGUGUUCAGAAUCUUGGUUGGAACAAGAUGGUCAAGUCCUGUGAAAUGUACAAGAAAAUCUUUGGCUUCCACAAGUUUUGGUCUGUGGAUGACAAACAAGUCUACACGGCUUUUUCUGCUCUCAAAUCCACAGUUAUGGCGUCACCUUCCGAGAAGAUUAAGAUGCCUGUGAACGAGCCAGCUAAAGGCCUGAAAAAGUCCCAAAUCGAGGAAUUUCUGGAGUUUUAUGGUGGUCCAGGGAUUCAGCACGUUGCAUUGAAGGUUGAUGACAUUUUAAGCACCGUUGAAGCCCUUAGAUCACGAGGUGUUGAAUUCAUUCAUGUUCCUGAACAGUAUUACCAAAACCUGGAGAAAAGACUGAAGGAAAGCAAACACCCCGAGUUCAAGGAAAGCAUGGAGAAGAUCAGGCAGCUUGGCAUUUUAGUCGACUUUGACGAAGAUGGAUACUUGUUGCAGCUUUUCACGCGGUCAGUGUUUGAUCGGCCCACCUUUUUCUUCGAAGUUAUUCAAAGACAUAAUCACAAUGGGUUUGGUGCUGGCAAUUUCAAGGGACUCUUCGAAGUACUAGAGGAAGACCAAAAAAGAAGGGGCAACCUGGUGGAUCAAAACGAGGAGGUCGAUCCUUACGACGUUAAAGAGGACUAA
Molecule: messenger RNA, 1308 nt
Organism: Ogataea angusta
Lineage: Eukaryota; Fungi; Ascomycota; Pichiomycetes; Pichiales; Pichiaceae
Exons: 1
Coding region: 1-1308 (435 amino acids)
Biological process (GO): L-tyrosine catabolic process
Molecular function (GO): 4-hydroxyphenylpyruvate dioxygenase activity
Source: RefSeq, a predicted model, not a curated record